GAGACGCCGUUCGCGUCCGAGUGUGUGUGUCGCAGUUUUAAACCGUACGUGUGUGACGAUAUAGUUCGAAAACGAGGAGCAAACGUCUGCACGUUGUCGCCGAACUGCGGCCGACGUUGAAUGUCUCGGCCAUCCAUUAGUUUGUUUUCCCUCCCCCGCCAUGAUGUUUUUUCUAAGUGGACAGCGGAGCUAAAGCUAACUAGCCAGCUUAGCGCUCGGGCUGCGGUGAGGAGGCAGGGUGCGAUGGAUGGAUCGCUUCGCCCCGCAGACGUUUCGCGUAUUUGUCGCAGUUUAAACGAGAACGCGCGCCCGGCGACGCAGUUGGACAUCUGACGACGCACUCCCGCGCUGCUGCGGAGGGACUGCUAACUCGCAGCACGGCGUUUUGGAAAAUAAAUAAAUAAUAAUAAAUGGUCCGAGAGUGUCGGCGGUUGAAGAUUAGCGCUAGCUGGGGCUGGGUUGAAGCGACCGCGCGGCUAGCUCCGCCUCGGCUGUCCACCGCCGCGCACUCGCGUCUGCUGCGUCGGGGAUGUUUUCCAAAAAGCCCCAUGGGGACGUCAAGAAAUCAACACAGAAAGUGUUGGACCCGAAGAAGGACGUGCUGACGAGGCUCAAACAUCUGCGGAUCGUCAUCGAAAACGCAGAGCCUGCAGAGCUGAAGCAGUUCUUUGACCACAACUACUCCCAUAUCUACUAUGUCUUCUUUGAAAACUUUGUUACAAUCGAGGUCAGCCUCAAGCAAAAAGGUCAUAAGUCUCAGAGGGAGGAGCUGGACUCAAUCCUCUUCAUCUUUGAGAAAAUCCUCCAGCUCCUGCCAGAGAGAAUCCAGAGCCGAUGGCAGUUCCACAGCAUCGGGCUGAUUCUGAAGAAGCUGUUACACACCGGGAACUCUUUAAAGAUCCGCCGUGAAGGCGUGCGCCUGUUCCUGCUGUGGAUGCAGGCGUUGCAGAGUAACGCAGAACGCGAGCAGCUCUGCAUGUUUGCCUGUUUGAUUCCUGGCUUCCCGGCUCCACUCUGCCACGGGACGCCACGCACGCUGGACACGCUGAUCAACCCGCCACUGAGUCUGACCGAGACUCAGGUGACCCCAGAAGAGAUCACGCCACUGGUUCCUCCCCAGUCAGGUGACAAGAACCAGGAAGACCUCACUGCCUACUUCCUGGAAGCGCUAUUGAAAUACAUGGUAAACCAGGCCAAGUCUCUAGAGUGGCGUUGUAAAGAGAACCAUGAACGCGGCUUCAGCUUCCUCUUUGGUCACUUCAGGAAGUUUUACCUUCCGCACAUCUUUCCCAACUUUGCCAUGGAAACCAGCCUCUACAGCCCCAUACUGGACGUGCCUCCAAUGCGUCCCAAGCCCUACUACAGCGUGGUUCGCAGGGAGCAGGAUGGCGGUGAAACAUUGUACUGCACCAAGGACAGUUUCCUCCAGGCCCGGGUCAUCUUCAUACGCUGGCUGGUUUCCUUCUGGCUGGAGCCGCGGCCCAACACACAGACACACAUCCCGGGGACAGAGGGAGAGAUCGUCCCCAGGAACAUACAGCGAGCAGCAGCCGGCCUGGCAGCUCGCUCUGCGGGCAGCUCAGACGACAGCGGCGGAGGCGGUAGUCGGUCUGACAGCCACCUGGAAAUCAGUGGGGGUUCGUCCGGGCCAGGGGGAAGCGGCAUGGGGCUGUCCGGGGGGCCGGGCAUCGGGGGUGAGCCCGAGCAGAGCCACUCCAACACAUCCACGCUGACCGAAAGGGAGCCCAGCUCCUCCUCACUCUGCUCCAUGGACGAGGAGCAGCUUACGGAUAUGGAGGUCGUGAGGAGAGUGCUGACCAGCUCCAGAACCAACGUCAACUUCAUCACAGAGAUCUUUAGACAGGCGUUCCUCCUUCCUAUGUGUGAGGCAGCAGCGAUGCGAAAAGUGGUCCGUGUCUACCAGGAGUGGCUCUCCAUGGAGGACAAGCCGGUGUUCAUGAAGGAGCCAGACGAGGGUCCUUAUCCCAUAGCCACAGCUGGCAGUCUGGACUCUGGCUCUCAGCUCGGGGACAAGGAGGACGAGGGAAUGAACCAAGAGAUUGACAGUGAAUUGCUCGAGUACAGUGUUCAUGCUGGAGUUCAGACGACACUACAGGUAUUUAUCACCCACUCCUCCAACGUUUUUCUAAUGGAGCCCGCCAACGACAUCAAGAUCCUUUUGGAGGAGCACGUCGACAUGUGCAAGCGAGUCUUGAACAUCUACCGCAGCCUCGUCAUGCACGAGACCAUGGACAAUAAAACAUGGGAGCAGAUCCUAUUGGUUCUGCUCAGGGUGACGGAGUCAGUAAUGAAAAGGCCUCCGUCCAUCAUGCCUCAGGGCAAGAAGAACAACACGCUGUCAGGCAGACUGGCUGGACCGAUCUUUCAGACGCUGAUAGUGGCCUGGAUUAAGGGAAACUUGAAUGUCUACAUCAGCAGGGAACUGUGGGAUGACCUCCUCUCCGUCCUCUCCUCCCUGACCUGCUGGGAGGAGCUGGUCACAGAGUGGUCUCUCACCAUGGAAACGCUCACCAAGGUGUUGGCGAGGAACCUGUACACUGUUGAUCUCAACGAGCUGCCUCUGGACAAACUCAGUGAACAGAAGCAGAAGAAACACAAAGGAAAAGGUAUCGGUUCAGACGGCCAGCGGCAGGUUGUGGAUCGUUCCUUCUCUAAAGGCUGGAGCAGAGAUCAACCCGGGCAGGUAGCGGCAAUGAGACAGCGCAGCGCCACCACUGCAGGCUCACCCGGCAUCGAAAAGGCCAGGAGCAUUGUCCGCCAGAAGACUGUAGCCCUGCGUAGCUGUUCUACGGGGGACUCUCUGCUGUCCUCAGCCUUUAUCCGCAGUGCUAAGAGUGCUCCCGCUCUGGCUCCGCCUCUUCCUGUCCUCCUCCACCACCACCACCACCCUUUACUACCCCCCCUUGCCGACCAGCUGGCAGACCUCGAGGACCCGCCAAUCACGCUGACGUCUCGCACCUCUCGGAUGCGUCACUCCUCCCAGAGCGACGAGGCCCCUCCCGCCUCCUGUUCUGAGGUGUUCCAGGGUGGGGCCUGUGACCUGGAUGCCCCGGCCCCUUCCUCCCUCGCGAGGAGCAGCAGUGCCUCUGACGUCAUGGAGCCUUUCAUCGCUGAGCGGGUCAAAGGUGAAGACCCUCAGAGGGAUCCCGCUUCAAUCCCAAACCCCCACCACCCUACCACCUCUUCUACACUCACAGCCAACAGCCACGCACCUCAGCCACUUCUACACCCUCCCACCCCCCCCUCCCCCUCCCCCACCCCUUUAACCUUCUCCAAUGGCGUUGUCUCCUUGACCUCAGAGGAACAAGACGACGCUAGUGUUUAUGACCAGUUCUGGCAGCAGAUUGGCUCUCGAAGCCGAGGUUCUAGCUCUGAUUGGGUAAGCGACUGGAAUUCUGCCUUCACCUUUUCUUCUGAAAAGGAAAUUGAUGCAGAAGAGGGUGAAAUAAUGGGAGCUGGGGUCGAGGAGGAUGAUUUAUUCUCCUCUAUUAGGGACUACCUCACCCACAAAGGAGGUGAGAGGAAGGAGGAGGCCAGAGAGAGAGAUAGUCCUGGUCACAAGUCAGAGAACAGCGUUGCGUUACCCGUUUCAGUGCAAACGGGAGUCGCUAGAGUGCAGAUAGAAUCCACGGGACAGGUAGGGGAGGCAAGACAGGUGAUAGGAGAGGACAGGCAUGGCGGUAAGUCAGUUAGACACAGCAGUGUGGAUUCAACGGAGGAGAGUGAGGCGGAGCAGCGAAGCAUCUACGAGUGCCUGGAGCUGCAGUGUCAGUGGCCGACACCCAGUGCUAGGGGAAGUGCGAGCUUAGAGAGGACAACUGGGGAGAAAAGGGGAGGAGGAAAUACAGGAGGGGCGGAGGGAUGGGAAGGUAAAUGUGACACGCGGAAGGAAAUGGGAGACAACAAACAGGAUGACAAAGGAGCAGCGGGAAAUGAGAGGUCCACUUCAAUUAGACAAGACAUGAACACAGUAGAAUUGAGCCUUGAAUCAAAUGAAACCACCCAAACUGCAGAUCCGACCAAGGCCAAGGUAUCCCGUGGUAGUACCAAAAGACACCACUCUGGGGGUGUUCAUGUCAGCUUCCGGCCCUCAACCGAAUCUGUCCAGUUCCACAAUCCCCUCGAGAGUAAAGAGGCUCACUGGAAAGCCAGGCUGCGCCGCCUCAGUCACUUUCACACACACAGCCACUCGGCUGGGGAAAGGCCAGGGGCCGGCACUGGGGCGGGGUCAGGGGGCAAGCUGGGAGCAGGGGGUGCAGGUAAGUUUGGCUCUGCGGCUGGGAUCAGCCACAGAGUAGGAGCACAUGAGAAAUCAGCCUGUGGAACUCUUGCGGACGGCAGCGGGGCGGGGGGCACAGCGGGAGCCGGAGGUGUGGACAACAGGGCCGGCAGCGGAGGGGACAGACAUCAUCCCGGAUCCUGUGUGGGAUCCAGUCUGAGCGCUGAUAUCCACCAAGAGGUUCCAUCAAGCAUUUCAAGUUCCUCGGGCGCGUCGUCAGGGGUGCGCGGCCGCCUGGGACGCUCAGCCUUGCGAUCCCGAGCCUCCCGCUCCCGCUCUCAGGAGCCAGGCAGCACGUCCCCACGUCACCACCAGGGAGCCCUUCUUGGUGGCGUCUAUAAGACCGUGGUUCACGCUCUGUCCUCCAAACCUCGGCCCCGAGGUCAGGGGUCAUCCCAAGGCUCGUCGCCACAGCGGCAGGGCCGGGCCGCCAUGGGUGACGCAUCGCUAAGAGACCUCUACUCCCAUGUCCUCGGCUACUUUGGGCGAAAGACGACCACGCCAGCCAACAAAGAGGAAGUGGUCCAGAAAGCCCGCCCAGUUUCCAGCGACGUAGGAAGCAGCAACCCAAAUUUCUCCGACCUGAUGGACGAGUUCAUCCAGGAGAGACUGAGGGCCAAAGGAACAGCAGGUCGCCGCGGCAGCAGCCCAGGGAGCUUGGAGGUUCCCAGGGACCUGCCCGAACUCCUGGAGGCCGGCCAGAGUCUUGGAUCGCGGCCCUCAGAAGAUCUCCGGCCCAUCGAUGACCCGGGGGUCCCCUCUGAGUGGACCUCACCUGCAAGUGCCAGCGGCUCUGAUGUCAUCAGCUCAGACAGCCAGUCAGACUCCUUCAAUGCCUUUCAGUACUCCACCUGCAAGUUUGAUAAUUUUACUUUCAGUUCAGAAGCUUGCGGAGGAGGAGGUGGAUCUGGAGGAGGAGGUCGGGGCAGCUCGCUGGACCAGGACAGCCUGGGCGGGGGCGCGGCCUGCGAAGAACACGAAGUGGCCAGCUUGACAACACUUCACAUCGACUCCGAGACCAGCAGCCUCAGCCACACUGUCACCGUCACUGGUUCUGAGAGUGCCUCUCCCAUGCAUUCUCUUGGAGGCUCUCGGUCCCAGACGCCCUCUCCUGCUACGUUGACGGCAGAGCACGCCGAUCACGCACACUCCCACUCUCACACACAACUGCAGCUGGACCAGAAGCUCCACAACUCUGUCCUGCAGACCCCUGAUGACCUGGAAACCAGCGAGUUCCCCGGCGAGGACUGCAGCGUGAUGGCGGGUGGUUCUCUUACCGGUUGGCACGCAGACGUUGCCACUGUAAUGUGGCGGAGGAUGCUGGGUAUCCUGGGGGAUGUCAAUAGCAUCAAAGACCCAGAGAUCCAUGCUCAGGUCUUCGACUAUCUGUGUGAACUCUGGCAAAACUUGGCCAAGAUAAGAGAUAAUUUGGGCAUUUCUCUGGACAACCAGUCGUCUCCACCUCCCCCUGGUCUGAUCCCUCCCCUGAGAAUUCUCACCCCCUGGCUCUUUAAGGCAACCAUGCUGACAGAGCGUUACAAGCAGGGGAAGCUUCAUGCCUACAAGUUGAUCUGCCGGAUCAUGAAGAGACGGCAGGAUGUUUCCCCGAACACAGAUUUUCUCACACACUUUUACAACAUCAUGCACCAGGGGCUGCUGCACCAAGACCAGGAUAUUGUGAACACCAUUAUCAAGCACUGCAGUCCUAGGUUCUUCAGUAUUGGCCUGCCCGGAGCCACCAUGCUGAUCCUGGACUUCAUCAUUGCAGCUUCGAGAGUGACCGCCUGCUCCUCACUCAAUGCUCCAAGAGUUGAGGCUCAGAUCCUCCUGGGAUCUCUCGUGUGUUUUCCCAACUUUUACGGGGAGCUCCCAGCCCUCCACCCCACCACAGCCGAUGUGGUGCUCACCAAAUUUCCUGAUGUCAAGGAGCACAUUAUCAAAACCAUUCUGACCUCGGCCAGGGACGAACCCUCUGCUCCAGCGAGGUGUGUGGCUCUGUGCAGUCUGGGCAUCUGGCUGUGUGAAGAGCUGUCUCACGGGACUCAACAUCCACAGAUUAAAGACGCUCUCAACGUCAUCUGUGUUACUCUGAAGUACCCCAACAAGAGUGUCGCACUGGUGGCGUCCGACAUCCUCCACCUCCUGAUCAGUCACGUGGAUUAUCUUCAGAAAUUCCCUCCAGACACUCCAAAGAAGAUCGUAGAGAUUUUGAUCGCGACCAUCACCUUCUUGCUGCCCACCACUGAGUCUUCUCCUCACGAAAUUGACAAGAGGCUGGUCGUGUCCCUCCUGCUGUGUCUGCUGGACUGGGUGAUGGCGCUGUCUCCAAAGAUUCUCCUCCAGCCCGUUCAAACUCGAAGCCCUCCAGAGAGGGACCAGCCUACCAAGACUCUGCUCAGCUGCAUUUAUAAGGUUUUGCACGGUUGCGUGUACGGCGCACAGUCGUUCAGCAGUCCCAAGUAUUACCCACUGCAGCUGUCAGACCUUCUGAGUCCAGAUUACGACCCGUUCCUUCCGCUGGAGAGCCUCAGAGAACCAGAGCCACUGCACAGCCCAGAAUCGGAACGCUCCAGCAAACUACAGCCGGUCACCGAAGUUCGUAGCCGUAUUCAGCAGGGCCUGGUUUCCAUCGCAGCCAGAACAGUUAUCACCCACCUUGUCAACCACCUUGGACAUUACCCCAUGUCAGGAGGGCCGGCUACUCUGUCCAGUCAGGUGUGCGAAAACCAAGACAACCCGUUCUGUGAGAGCGCUGAUCUCGGACCAGAACUUUUCCAUUCCCCAAACCUGCAGUUUCUGGUUCUCAACGGGUCCACUUUGCUGUCCGUGCUUCAGAUCCGCUCAGAGUCUGGUGUACCUGGGGGAGGAAUGACGGCUGGUCUGUCUUCUGCUCCUGCCUGCGUUCGUGUCAUCAUCCGAGAUGUUGCUGGAAAACACUCUUGGGACUCUGCCGUCCUCUACGGGCCUCCACCGGGUUCCCCAACCAGCCCGGUGCACACACUUUCAACACACACGCAGUCGCCGCACAGUGCAAAUCUUCAUUUACGCGCCUCGCCGGGAGGUCCACCGAAAAAGAUGGAGCUAAAGAGAGAAGACAGCCAAGAGGAGGGGCAAGAGGAGAGGGAGGCAGAAGAGGGAGGACGAGGGAUGGAAGGUGAGCGGCAAGAGCCUUGGGCGGAGGGGGAGGAGGACCGAGAUGAGAGGCAAGUAGGUGAAGAGGAGAAGGAGGAUGAGGAGCAGGAGGAAGAAGAGGAGGAGGAGGAGGAACAUAGAAUGGACAGGGAGGAGGAUCCUGGGGACUUAUGCUUGGAACAGAUUCUGGCUCCGCCAUUGGCUAAACGUGUGUGUCGGGAGGCGGUCCCAGCGUGGGAUUCACUGAGUGAAGGUGAUGACGCGCUGGAUGAAAUGCUGCAGUAUCUGGGGUACUCAAGUCCUGAGUGUCUACAGAGAGCAGGCAUGCCGCUCAACAUCCCCGCCCCUCCUCCAGCGUGUGUUUCAGAGAAGCAGGAGAACGAUGUGAUCAAUGCCAUCCUGAAGCAGUGUGCCGCUGAGAGAGAGUUCGUCCUUCACAGAGGUGAGGAUUUGAACAUGAGGGCCGUGCAGCAGACUGAACCAGAGACCCAGACGCCACAGUCGGCCUUCUACUACUGCAGACUACUGAUCAACAUACUGGGACUCAACUCCUGGGAGAAGAGGAGCAACUUCCAUCUGCUGAGGAAGAAUGAGAAGUUACUGAGAGAGCUGAAGAACCUGGACUCACGGCAAUGCCGCGAGACCCAUAAAAUAGCAGUGUUUUACGUGGCCGAAGGCCAAGAAGACAAACACUCCAUCCUCACCAACACAACAGGCAGCCAGGCUUAUGAGGACUUUGUCUCUGGACUGGGCUGGGAGGUGGACCUCACCACUCACUGUGGCUUCAUGGGAGGUCUCCAGAGGAAUCGCAGUACAGGCCAGACCACACCUUACUACGCCACUUCCACUACUGAGGUCGUCUACCACGUCUCCACCCGCAUGCCCCACGACCAGGACCACAACCUCACAAAGAAGCUGAGACACCUGGGUAAUGACGAGGUCCACAUCGUGUGGUCGGAGCAUUCCAGAGACUACCGUCGAGGAAUCAUCCCCACCGAGUUUGGAGACGUGCUGAUCAUCAUUUACCCCAUGAAGAACCACAUGUACUCCAUCCAUAUACUCAAAAAGCCGGAGGUGCCGUUCUUCGGGCCGCUGUUCGACGGUGCCGUCGUGGACAUGAAGAUUUUGCCCACCAUGGUCAGAGCCACAGCCAUCAACGCCAGCCGAGCUCUCAAAUCCCUCAUCCCUCUGUACCAGAACUUCUAUGAAGAGCGAGCUCGCUACCUAGAAACCAUCGUGCAGCACCACCAGGAGCCGACCACGUUUGAGGAUUACGCAGCUCGAGUGUACAGCCCUGCUCCCUGCACUCACCUGCCAGCGGACACAGGCUCCUGCCUAGAGAUUCUUCGGGGAGAAAGUCCGGCUCUUGGGGAGGCCGGGAGCGACUCAGCAUCCCCCAUGUCUCCUCGGACUAGCAAGAGCCGCAUGUCCAUGAAGCUGCGGCGUUCCUCCGGGUCGGCCAAUAAGACUUGAUCUCUGCCGGGGCGACUCGGCUCAGUCGGAAACUGACACUUAAGUUAGCGGAAAAACUAAAACUGGUCCCUUUUUUUUUUUCCACAUCAACCUAUGAGACUCGACCCUUAAAAGGGUUUUACUCCACAGGAAUUCUGGUCCAGGAUUGCACUUGAAGAAAUUAGCAGCGACACAAAUUAAAAUGAACUGUUAAAUUGAUGGGCAGUGCUGUGGGAGAAAAGACAAUAGAAGUUGACCCAUCGACUCGUUCUCCCGCCUCCACCACGUUGCCAUUGAGACUCUCAAAAACACACACAAUAGUGAUGGCAUUUCACGCAUUAUACUAUACUGUAACUUUAUUUUGAAAAUUGCUCACAGCUGCUGCAUUUAUCCUCAGCUUUGCUCUCACACACACACACACACACACACACACACAAGAGAAAACCCCACAGAAUCCAGUUGAACCCGUCGCUGCAGCCUGUUGCCUGCUGUACACUGCAGCGUUGGUUCUUAAUCGGUGCCAUGUUGAAAGUUUGCCACAUCACCCCGACCGUCUCUGGAGAGCACAUUUUUCUGACCGCCGAACAAAAAGAGCAGAGUCUCUUCAGACUCUCAGUCCUCAGCCUCUGUGGGUGUUGUGUCAUUGAGCGUUGCUACUGGUAACUUGUAUAUUUGUACUAUACAGGCCGAGAGAUGACUUUUGAUAUUUUAAAAAAAGAGAAGAAGAAGUUGGCUGUGAUGUGUUGCAUGAAGCCCGCAAGAUAAAAGUCUAUUUUUGUUCUCGACGCAUCAUUAGGGCCUACAAAGAGACACGGCAGCGCUCGCUUGUUUAGUCACUCCUCAUGAAAUGUAAAUAGAAACUCAUACAUUUGUUAACAGUUAAAAAAAAAAGAUAUUAAUCUCGUGGCAACGCUCUCACACCCCAAAAAAAUGUUUUCCGAGUUUGAAUUCAGAGUCGGAGCCCCUCUCUGAACCGAGGGACUCGGACAACGUUACUGUACGUGGAGUCGUGAUGGAGGGAUCACUCUAGAAAAGUGUUCUCCGGAAAAAAAAACGAACAAACACCUGUUUCUUUUGAAGCACUGACGUUCAUUGCAUUUAUUCACCUUCUUUUUUUUUUUGUUGACUGUAAAAUGUGUUGCGAUCUGAAUGAGAACGUUGCUGUAUUUUUCAGUCACCCCGUCCUCCGUUGCCGUGGAACCACCGCUUUUUCUUUUCUUUGUGUGUGUGGAAUAUGUGUAUAUAUAAAUAGUAGAUAUAUUAUCUAUGUGCACAGUUGUGUAUAGUCUUUACUGUUCUGUGAGAAAUAGCUGCCGAAACCUGGUUGAACCUCAGACCACAUAUCUGCUUAAAGAAAAAAAAAAAAAUGGGUCGACACUACACGGCUAUGUGCUUCAGUAGUUUCUGCACUACGUUCUUCGGUUAUGUAAAGGAAAUCUCAUUUUAGCUCAAACAGGUUACAGUUGAUAUGUCCAACCUUUGUUCCCACAGCCAGACUGGGGAGAGUCAAGGAACAAUAAGCGUUAAGUGGGAUCUUAUACAUUUGCGUGUCGCUAAACGCCGCUUUGUGUUACUGUUUAUUUUCUCCAAAAUGAACUACUCACUGUAACUAAGGUGAUGUAUGUAUCGAGAUAUACCGGGGCAUUUAAAGGUCGUAUCAGGCCUGGUAAAUACCAGCGACAGACGUUUUGGGUCUCACGAGUGUCUGUGCUUCUCUCGCACGUGAGUCAAUUAGGCCCAGUGUUGGUGUUUUUUCUGCUGGAGGCAUUUUUAGGGAUUGGGAAAGGAGGAAAAUCAGGAGUCUACAAAAGAGAGAUACUGUAGAUCCAAGGCCAAAGAGAGGAAGGAGAGUGUGUGUGUGUGUGUGUGUGUGUGUGUGUGUGUGUGUGUGUGUGUGUGUGUGUGUGUGUGUGUGUGUGUGUGUGUGUGUGUGUGUGUGUGUGUGUGUGUGUGUGUGUGUGUGUGUGUGUGUGUGUGUGUGUGUGUGUGUGUGUGUGUGUGUGUGUGUGUGUGUUGGCGGACAUCAAGGUUAAUGAAAGAGCUGUCAACAGCCCUGACUGACCGUGUGUGCGUCAGUCAACUUAUCCUCACGUAGAUGUGAAUCUUUCUUUCAUUGCUUGUAUUUAGACUCGUCCCCUGUUCCAUUUCCGGGGAUCAGCAUCUAGUCACAAUCGGGGAAGUUAAACUCAAACACUACCGUUGAUAUUUGUCAUGUAUUAAAACUUCCUUGUUCAAGAACUGCAUCCGUUCAGCCCAACUUAAAACAAACAACUGGUGCUCAAAUUAGCAGAAAUGGACUCACGCACUCCCUCCACGAAGAGGGAGGGUUGAACGCUCCACCGUUAAUUCACCAUGAUGGCUUGUUUUCCAUAAUUUCUUCUCUUUUCUUUUUUCUUCCAUAGCCUGAUCCCUGAUAAAGGAAACAUGUAUGUGACAGAUCGGCAUUUGAUAAAUAUGGAUAUAAGUUUUGCAGUUUAAAGUGUAUCCACCGCUGUGUUUUCUGUUGCUGUUUAAUUUCUCUUUUCUCUUUUUUUUGUUUCAGCCAUAGUGUCUCUGUAGAGAGGAAAGGGAUUGUAUAAAGUUUGUUGUUUUUUUUUUUUGUUUUAUUCGAACCUGUUACCUUUUAAAAAUGUGUCAUUGUAAACUGAGGUCAAACUUCUGUUGUGUUACAUUGUGUGUGAAUGUUUGAGGUCGGCAAAAGGAUUGAAUAAUUUAAAAGUCGUCCCUUUUAAAUUAUGUAUUUUACAGUUAAUGUCGCUGAGGUUGAGAUUAGCCGUUGAUUGGUCGCGGCGAGUGAUCCAAUAGUAGCUCACCUGCAGUAACUGUCCCAGCUAACAACCUGAACCCGUUCACGUGAACAUGUCCCGGCCUCAGCAGCGCCCAGUUUAUCUACUCUCCUCUUCUUUGUGUUCUUUAUACUAAAACACUGGCGACGCCGCUUCAAUGUCCCAUGAGAAAAAUGGGGACAUGUCAGACUUUCAAAUCUGUUUAACACUUCGUAAAUAGUCCUGAGGAUCUUGUGUCUGGCCUGAAUUGACAAAAAAAAAAAAAAAGAUCUGCCCACUCAACUGUGCUGAACUGGGAUGUGUGACUCCCAUGAAUGCAUGUUCGCUUAGGUAAAAUAAUAAAAACCUGAUUAGCAGCAACCAAAAUGUAUAGAAAAAAAAUAUAUAAGUUACUCAAAGCUUUCCAGCAUGAACAAGAAAUCAUAUCGGCCGCCCUGAAAUCCCACAUCUUCAUUGUCUGAAGAGGAGAAAAAUAUCAAGACUCCCGUUCUUCUCCCUGUCCGCGCAGCCAAUAAAUCAUAAGCAGCAAAGCUUUCUCUUCACAAAUAACAGAUCGCAACGUCCGUGCCUGAUGAAACGUGACGGACGCGUCACGUUCAGCUGUCGCCCGGACGUUUGUCUGGGGACGAAGCUGACGCAUGUAACUACUGACUUGUACGUACUGCAUGUCGCCAGUUUUAGCAUCGACUGCCUGUGUUGACCAUGUUACAGCUGUACCACGACACACACAACACACACACACACACACACACACACACACCUGCACGCCCGCACAAUACACACUCCUCGCACUAUGUUACUGUCAAACCUGUAGUCUGUAGAUGUGUGACGUCUGUUUCACACACACGGGGAAGCGUGGGUGUGCAGUGAUGGAAUUUAACAAUAAACGAUUCCUACCACUCA
This is a messenger RNA of Scophthalmus maximus (turbot), 12573 nucleotides long. RefSeq names its product Ral GTPase activating protein catalytic subunit alpha 1 (gene ralgapa1). Lineage: Eukaryota; Metazoa; Chordata; Actinopteri; Pleuronectiformes; Scophthalmidae. Bases 530 to 8905 code for a protein of 2791 amino acids. Gene Ontology annotation, molecular function: GTPase activator activity. The record is from RefSeq and is a predicted model, not a curated record. Gene Ontology annotation, cellular component: cytoplasm; nucleus. The transcript is spliced from 46 exons. Gene Ontology annotation, biological process: positive regulation of GTPase activity; regulation of small GTPase mediated signal transduction.